Ictalurus punctatus (channel catfish) is the source of this 1821-nucleotide messenger RNA. RefSeq names its product trafficking protein particle complex subunit 6B, like (gene trappc6bl). The coding region runs from base 177 to 662 and encodes 161 amino acids. The record is from RefSeq and is a predicted model, not a curated record. Lineage: Eukaryota; Metazoa; Chordata; Actinopteri; Siluriformes; Ictaluridae. Gene Ontology annotation, biological process: endoplasmic reticulum to Golgi vesicle-mediated transport; regulation of GTPase activity. The transcript is spliced from 7 exons. Gene Ontology annotation, cellular component: TRAPP complex; trans-Golgi network; cis-Golgi network.
GGUAAAAACCAACGAAGAUGAAGAAUACAACGAAGACGAAGCGGAGGUAAAAAUAGAAUAGGAGGAGGCGGUUCCUCGCCGUGUUCUGGGGAGAUACUGUUAAGCUGUUAAACUAGCAUGUAGGCUAGUUAGUUACUACAGGUACAGUACCGUGACGCGUUUAGUGAAGAGUAACGAUGGCAGACGACAUUCUGUUCGAGUUUCUUCACAUGGAGAUGGUGUCUCAUAUUUACACAGAGCACACGACUCGGGAAGAUAUAGAAAGGGAGAGAGUAACGUGUGUGUCUGUAUUGGAGGGAAUGGGCUUCAGAGUGGGACAAGGCUUAAUCGAGAGGUUUACAAAAGAUUGCCCCACCUUUAAAGAUGACCUGGACAUCAUGAAGUUCCUGUGCAAAGACUUCUGGAACGGUAUCUUCAGAAAGCAGAUUGACAACCUGAGGACUAACCAUCAGGGAACGUAUGUCCUCCAGGAUAACAAGUUUGCACUGUUGACUCGAGUUUCCGGCAGAACGCAGCAGCUUGAGGAAUCCUCUAAAUAUUUGUCCUACACAUGUGGUUUAAUUCGAGGAGCGUUAUCUAACCUGGGCGUGGAGACUGUAGUGACUGCUGAAGUUUCCUCAAUGCCUUCAUGCAAAUUUCAAGUCGUGGUCCAGAAAAGUUAAAACGGUCCGAAACACCGACCCUGUCUGUCCGAAUGCUACGAACGUAAUAACGCGGAUUCUUAACGUUUACAAAGAGCUGAGUGUUUACAGCACACAUAACUACAGACAGAGCUACGGUCUGGUUUCCUACACGGACCGGUGCACUCGGGGCCGUGCAGGUGAAAGAGUAAAAGCUGGUACUCGAACGAUUUGAUGUAAGAAAAAAAGAACCUAACGAGUGAAAAUGACAUGUUCUGAUCAGAUCUAGAACUUUUGAUUCAAAGCGACUGGCCAUUCAUGCUGCGUUUAUAUUCUCGACUCAGGAACCGCAGGAAACGGGAAACUACAGAUGUAAGAGGUACGGUUCUAUCGGUACUAUUAAGUGCUCAGAUGUUCUACCAUGCACACCUCAGCCCCAGAGUCUUUCCUGAAUUUGACUACUUAAAGCCAAGCACACGACGUCUCACUGUAACAUUUCGAAUGUAGUCUGAUCUACCUCUUUUCCACAGAAUUACCACAGACAAAUUUGCUGCCGAAUCGCAGCGGCGUUUACUAACGCUCAGAGUUCUCUAUUGUUUAAAUGAAACAAAUGAAUGCGAUUAUUUAUUAAGCGAAUAGAAUCUCGUCUAUAAUUCUAUAAUUACACAAGUUCCGUGACUGAGUUCUCCUCUUUUUUGGAGCGACACACACACCGUGACGAUUUCUUAUACUUCAGCAAAUACAGCGGAGCUACGUUAAAAAUAAAUAAUAAACGAUUAUCGUUUUUUCAACCACAGGCUUAAAUUAUUCCUCUUACACUCAUUUCUUUUACAUUCUAUCAUCCAUAGAAGAAACAAGAAGCAGUAUUUUAAAAGUCUUGUACCCUGGAGCUCGUUGAACAUGAACACACAGGCUCCGCCCUGUGACCAAGCCCUUUAAUGAAGUUUUUUUUGUUUUGUUUUGUUGUUUUUUUUUGCUCGGCCACAGCUCCAGAUGUCAUCUUUUCACUGUUAAUCAUUUCAGCUUGUUAGAUUUGUGUUAGAUUCAUUGUAAAGCGUGUGUCUGUUUGCAGCGUGUAAAAGUAUGUCGGUUUUAGAUAUAUUUUUCUUCUGGCUUAUAUCCGUCCCCUUUGGGUCUAUGCAACUUCUAUCAGUGAAAGUGUCUUUGUAUUGUUCAAAGAAUAAACAAGAGCAGUUUGGGA